Molecule: messenger RNA, 1571 nt
Organism: Tupaia belangeri chinensis (Chinese tree shrew)
Lineage: Eukaryota; Metazoa; Chordata; Mammalia; Scandentia; Tupaiidae
Gene: ZMYND12
Product: zinc finger MYND-type containing 12
Exons: 8
Coding region: 253-1356 (367 amino acids)
Molecular function (GO): protein binding
Source: RefSeq, a predicted model, not a curated record
GUCACCGUACAGACCUCCUUGAACUUGGGUUCUCUCCGCGUUAAGGCCUUCGGACAUUUAAAUUUGGGGAUUUGUGGAAUUUGUACUUUUUUCUUUUCACCUCAAAAUAGACAUCCGAUAUUAGUCGAGCUACGCCCUCUGCGUUGCCCCUGAAAUAUUGCCCACCGGCUGCCCUGCGGUCGUCACGUGACUCGGGGCUACAGCGUGUCCUACCUGGCAACCGUCGUAGAGACCGACCUCGCUGGCUGCAACAUGAACGUGAUCUACCCGCUGGCGGUGCCAAAGGGGCGCCGGCUCUGCUGUGAGGUGUGCGAAGCCCCGGCCGAGCGGGUGUGCGCGGCCUGCACAGUCACUUAUUACUGUGGUGCGGUACAUCAAAAAGCCGACUGGGGCAGCAUCCAUGAGAAGAUAUGUCAGCUCCUGAUUCCACUGCGCACUUCCAUGCCCUUCUACAACUCAGAGGAGGAACGGCAGCAUGGCCUGCAGCAGCAGCAGCAGCGGCAGAAGCAUUUGAUUGAAUUCUGCUACACCGUAGCCCAGAAAUAUCUCUUUGAAGGAAAACAUGAAGAUGCCGUCCCAGCAGCUUUGCAUUCCCUUCGCUUCCGCAUGAACGUGUACGGCCUGAGUUCUGUAGAGCUGGUGCCUGCCUACCUGUUGUUGGCCGAGGCCAGCCUUGGUCUGGGCCAGACUGUUCAGGCUGAAGAAUAUCUAUCCCAAGCCCAGUGGACGGUCCUCAAAUCAACUCACUGUAGCAACGCCACCUACUCUUUACUGCAUCGGAACCUGGGACUCCUCUAUAUGGCUAAGAAAAACUAUGAGGAAGCCCGUUAUCAUCUGGCCAAUGAUAUUUAUUUUGCUAGCUGUGCUUUUGGAACAGAGGAUAUCAGGACCUCAGGAGGCUACUUCCAGCUGGCCAAUAUCUUCUAUGGCCUUAACAAGUUGGACUUGGCAGACACGUUGUACACCAAGCAGGUCUCUGAGAUCUGGCAUAAAUAUUUGAAUGAUCACUAUCAAGUCCUCUCACAGGCUCGCGUCCAACAGAUAGAUUUACUGGGCAAACGAUUUGAGAAUGACACUGGCUUGGAUGAAGCCCAGGAAGCAGAAGCCAUUCGGACCCUGACUUCCAUCUUGAAUAUUCGAGAAUCCACCCUUGGCCAAACCCCCCUAAAAACUAUCUUUGUUCUGAAAAUCCUGGUCAUGCUUUACUACCUGAUGAUGAACUUUUCAAAGGCACAGGAAUAUGCCAAAAGAGCCCUCAGUAUAGUCAAAGAAAAACGGCUUGGUAGCCAUGAGCGAAAAGCCAUUAAAAAGUUAUUAAAUCUCAUCUCGACUGAAGAAGAGCAUCCCAUCACUUAGCCAGCCACGAGCUCUGGGGCAGGGGCUAUUGAAGGGACUGUGAGUGUCUACGGCAUUCCGGUCUUGCACAACUGUUUUGAGGUACCUGGAUUGCUGCAGUUUCCUCCCUCUUCUCCUGGGAAUGCACACGUAGCUGUGGUUUGAUUCUUACUUAGCCUAUGUGAGGGAAUAUAGAGUUUCACCAUAGAAAUCAGUAAAAUUGUUGUUCCUCACGA